AUGUCGUCGCGGAAGGAUGAGCUACUCGCGAAAAAAGCCCGCUUGGCCGAAUUGAAGCGGCAGAGGGAGCUGCGACAGGAGCAAUAUGCAUCCAGUCGGCGAAGUAUUGGAGAGGCUCCGUCGCCCAGCAAAACGGCGGAAGAGCGAAGAUCUGAAAUCGAUAGCCUCGUCUCAAGUCUGAUCGAUUCCCGGAGAGACUCGAUCGCGACUCCGAGCCGAAGGCAGAGCCGACCCAGUUCUGUUCAAGACACAGGGCAGACCACCCCUCAAAAUGGAUUUGAAUCCUCGCCCAGACGGGUAAUGCAAUCUACGUCGACGCAGACCGAGCCUACGGACGCUUCGUUUCCUAUCUACGCAGAUGCGGCUGCGCAUGAACGGGCCCCGCCCAAGAAGGAGUACAUAACGUAUUCGAAAGGCGUGCAGACCGAGCCCUACACGGAUAACAUAGACAUCCAAGACGGUGCUGGUGAUGAUGUUGUCGACUCACCCGCGCGCGCGCGCAAACAACCAAGCAGGCGCGGUGAAGAGAAGGACGAAGAGAUCCGAGAGACGCUUCGGCGGGAAAUCGAAGAGGAGAUCAAGGCGACUUUCAAUCGAGAAACGGACGCCUCUGCGUCGAUACAGUCCCGGCAGCGCUUCCCGUUGCGGAAUCUUACCAACAACGAGCUUAACGCCGUCGUUGCAUCUCCCGACUUUGUGGCGUUCGUGGAGCGGUCUUCCAAGGUUAUCGAGCGCGCACUGGACCUGGAUGAUGAGUACGACGUGCUAGCGGACUACACUCGAACCUCCACGUUGGACGAUGAUGACGAGGAUACCGAUGGUCCUUACUCACGCACUGGCAAGAAGUCACAUUCUCUACGUGAAACAAUGCAGCUGUUCUCAGACCGGCAUACCCGCCGACGCAUCGUUUCGGACAUCCAAUUCUCACCACACUUCAAUGAAUUGCUCUUGUCUUCUUACACCAAAAAUCCCUCCGCUCCCCAUGAACCAGCUGGUCUGGUCCUCCUCUGGAAUUCCCACGCACCCUCAAGGCCGGAGUACACGUUCACCGCCUCGUCGGAUGUUCUGUCGGCUCGAUUUUCGCCGUUCCACCCCAAUCUGGUCAUCGGUGGCUGCUACUCGGGCCAGAUAUGUCUCUGGGACACGAGAACGUCUGGUCGAACUGGUCAACCGGUCCAGAAAACUCCUCAAUCGGGGUCUCAUCUCGGCCACACGCACCCGGUAUACAGCAUCAGCGUCGUUGGCACGCCCAACGCCCAUAACAUUGUGACUGCUUCCAUGGACGGUGUCGUCUGCUCAUGGUCUGUCGACAUGCUGGCCCAGGCGCAGGAGUACCUGGUCCUUCAUACGCCCGCCCCCGCGAAAACGGACGAUCUCGCGCCCACCAGCAUGAGUUUCCCGGCAGCCGAUCCCACCUUCUUUGCCGUUGGCACAGAAGAAGGGAGCAUCUACGGAUGCCAUCGGUACGACCGGGCAGGUGCACAAGCCGGCGUGGACACUCGCGUCGCGUACCGAGGACACACAGCCCCCGUAAUGAGCACACAGUUCCAUCCGGCUCGGGGUCCUGUGGAUCUAGGAGAUCUUCUUCUCAGCUCCAGCUCCGACUGGUCUGUGAAACUGUGGCGGGUCAAGCCAGCUGCCGCUUCCACUUCAGCUGCGGCCAUUGCAGCUUCGGCCACGACUCCUGGCCCGGCGGCCCAAGGCCCAAUCUUGGACCUCGGCCGCGAAGACCUGGUGUAUGAUGCGAAGUGGGCGCCUCACAAACCAUCGGUCUUUGGCUGCGUAACCGGUUCCGGCGAUCUGGAGGUGUUUGACCUUACCUAUGACCUCGAAGUCCCAAUUGUAAAGGCUGCUCCGACAAGAGGCAAGAAUGGAAUCGCGCCUUUCCGCGGUUUGAACAAGCUGGCGUGGGAAGAGAAGCGAGGCAGCCACGUGGCAGUUGGUGGACUGGAUGGCGUGGUGACCGUGUUUGACGUCGGGAAAGGGCUACAGUGUGGAAACGGCGAAUGGAGUUCAGAGGAGUGGGUGACGAUGAAGAGACUGGUAAGCAAGCUGGAAGGCGGCAAGUCAUAA
Capronia coronata CBS 617.96 is the source of this 2073-nucleotide messenger RNA. RefSeq lists its product as uncharacterized. Gene Ontology annotation, molecular function: dynein heavy chain binding; dynein light chain binding. The transcript is spliced from 2 exons. Lineage: Eukaryota; Fungi; Ascomycota; Eurotiomycetes; Chaetothyriales; Herpotrichiellaceae. Gene Ontology annotation, cellular component: cytoplasmic dynein complex. Gene Ontology annotation, biological process: transport along microtubule. The record is from RefSeq and is a predicted model, not a curated record. Bases 1 to 2073 code for a protein of 690 amino acids.